UUGCCAAAUGUAUAUAAAAUAUUUGUAAGGAAAAAAAAAAGAAAUAACUAAAUAAACAAAACUCUUAUCUUCUCCAUGAGAAUCAUUUCCUCUCCACAAAACCAUGCCUUCUUUAAAGCUCCUUUCUUAAUCCCUUCAUAUAUGACCAAUAUGGUUCCUCUUGAGCCCUCACCGCUAAACGGCGUUUUUAGCUACGGCGGUUGCAACAGCGGCGGAGGCGGCUUCACGGAGGAAAUGAUGAUGAGAAAAGAAACAAUAAACAAUCAAGAUUCUAGUGGAGAAGCAUGUUCUGUCUCCGAUCCACUAGCAGCUUCUACUGAUUAUUAUAACAAAGACGACGGAUCCGCCGCAAAAGACGACGUCGUCUCCUCUAUUAACAUAGAAGACGGUGACAGAGACAAAUCUUGGCUCCGCUUAGGUAUAGGCCCUGAGGGGGACAACAACAACACGGCAUCGUAUAAACUCCAAAGUUGUUGUAGCAAAAAAGCAAGUGGGAGAGAAAAUUCGUUAGAGCUCAGUUUGUUCACCUCAUCUUCAAACGCGGAAGGAGCGGUUAGAAGAAGUAGUGUAGAUCACCCGCAACCGCAGCCUCGAACGUUACUAAACCGUGACUUUACGUUUCCAUUUUUAAAGCCGUGGAUAUCUCAAUAUACGGCGCCAUUUAGAGAGUCAACAAUAGGAAUGAUGAGUGAGAUUGACGUUACUAAAAAUAAUAGCGUUACAAGGAGUUGGUGUGAGGAGGAAGAGGGAGGAGCUGGACCAAGCUCGGAGUUUAGGGUUAUUGAUCCUCCAAAAAGACCACAUUCUGGUCUUUGGUUUCUUCUUCUAGCUUCACAAUCUCAGGAUAAGGAACCGUUCUUGCCUCAAGUAAACAAAAGCUACUUAAGAAUCAAGGAUGGGAGAAUCACAGUUAGAUUGCUAAUUAAGUACCUUAUGAAGAAGCUUCAGUUGGAUAGCGACUCUGAGAUAGAAAUAAGAUGCAGAGGGCAACAAUUAUCGCCGUUGUUGACGAUGCAGCAUGUCAGAGAUACCAUAUGGAGUCCAAAAUCAUCAUUACCAUCAUCAUCUCCUUCUUUCACUUUGCUUAGGGAUUCAUCAACUAGUGAUCAUGUCAUGAUUUUGCAUUAUGGUAGGACUGCUUAAUGAUUAAUUAUUUAAUAAUAAUUUUUGCUUUCAGUGUAACAUUUUAUAACUCUCUUUUGAGGGUCCAUAUGUGGACUACAUGUCCUUUUGGGUUAUUAUGAGCCAUUCCAUAGAUGCAAAAUACAUCCUGG
Eruca vesicaria subsp. sativa (arugula) is the source of this 1274-nucleotide messenger RNA. Lineage: Eukaryota; Viridiplantae; Streptophyta; Magnoliopsida; Brassicales; Brassicaceae. The record is from the annotation of a GenBank genome assembly.